Messenger RNA from Lotus japonicus, 1440 nucleotides. Its product is annotated as protein WHAT'S THIS FACTOR 9, mitochondrial. The record is from RefSeq and is a predicted model, not a curated record. Gene Ontology annotation, molecular function: RNA binding. The coding region runs from base 155 to 1228 and encodes 357 amino acids. Lineage: Eukaryota; Viridiplantae; Streptophyta; Magnoliopsida; Fabales; Fabaceae. The transcript is spliced from 2 exons.
AGGUUUCAACCAGAUCAGCUCCUACCUGACCUGCUUGCUGGGAUGCAAGGUGUAUCGAUCGAAUCGAAGGCUAGGGUUCUUCAAUGUUCUAUCACCACGCAUACUCAUUUUUGAUGUUUCUCUCUCACUCACCAGGGUAGUGAGCUGGUCAUUAAUGGUUCUCUUCUCCAAACUGCCGCACCAGUUCAUCCUCAUUAGAACUUUUGUGAAUGCCAAGGUCAAAUGGGUCCGAGACCCUUAUCUAGAUACUGCUGUAUUCAAAGAGAAAGAUCUCAAACAUGUAAUUUCUCUCAAGAAUCAAAUCAUUUCAUCUCCUUCCAAAUCCCUAUCCAUCUACACUGCUUCUAUGCUGAAAGGUUCUCUCAACCUGCCCACUACAACUACCAAAUUCAUUGAGAGAUAUCAUCGUGUUUUCGCGCAAUUCCAACCGAGUCCUAGUCUCCCUCCAUGUGUCAAGCUCACUCCUCAAGCAUUAUCGCUCCACAAAGAAGAAAUGGCUGUCCAUAACUCCCGCGCUAACCGUGAAGACGCUGUUCGGAGGCUUGCAAGGCUUCUAAUGCUUGCUGGAAUGGGAAAGUUGCCACUUUAUGUGAUUGAGAAGCUAAAAUGGGAUAUGGGUCUUCCUCAUGAUUAUGUUACGGCACUCUUGGUUGAUUAUCCCGAUUAUUUUGAUGUUUGUUCUGUUGAUGAUCCGUCGUCUGGGAAACAAUUGCUUGCUUUAGAGCUUGUUUCAUGGAGAAAAGAACUUUCUGUGUCUGAGUUAGAGAAGAGGGCAAUGAACUCAGACUGUAGUGGUGAUAAAAGAAGACAUGAUAUUGCAUUUCCCAUGUUUUUCCCAAAAGGUUUUGAUUUAGAGAAGAGGGUAAAGACUUGGGUGGAGGAUUGGCAAACAUUGCCAUACAUUUCUCCAUAUGAAAAUGCAUUUCAUCUUGACUCAAAUAGUGAUCAGGCAGAGAGGUGGACAGUGGCAAUUUUGCAUGAGUUGCUUUCUCUUCUAGUGUCAAAGAAGACAGAGAGAGAGAAUUUGGUUUGUUACGGAGAGUGUUUGGGAUUGGGCAUGAGAUUUAAGAAGGCUUUGGUUCAUCAUCCUGGUAUAUUUUACAUUUCCAAUAAGAUUAGGACUCAGACUGUUGUGCUUAGGGAGGCUUAUAAAAAGGAACUUUUGGUUAAGAUACAUCCGGUGAUGGGUAUGAGAUAUUGGUACAUUCACCUCAUGACCAAGAUGUAGAAGCACCAUAAACAAGUUGAUUUGGAGGUUGAUCAUGAAGCUGAAGCUUAGCUAUUGAACCUGCAGUAGUUUACUAUUCAAACUAUCUAACAUAGCAAUGAUGUCUGAUUUUCAAAUUACUGAUUGUUAAAAUAUUUGAUGAUUCCUUUGGAAAGUAUUGACUGCAAGUUCAAGAGCAACUGUAUGAAUUGAAUUUCCAUAAAGUUAACCUA